UCGAUGCCCGACUUCCCCCACGCACCUUGAUUCUUUUUCCACCAACUGCAGACCUCGAGCAAAAUGGCGACCGAGAACACGGAGACCAGCGCGGAAGCUGCGAGGAAGCGCGGUAAUGAGUUGUACAAAAAGGGAAAUCUAGGGGCAGCCGAGAUUGAAUACAAAAACGCUGCAGCAUUGGCACCAGAUGACCCGAGCCCGCUAUCCAACUUGUCUAGCGUCAAGUUUGAGCUGGGCCAGUACGCUGCAGCCAGCGAGUAUAUUCUCAAAGCUCUUCGGCUAGCUGGCGACGGCGAUGGCGACUCUGAUGAAGUGGCUCUUCGGAAGAAGAGGACGCUUCGCGAACGGCUUGGAAAAUGCUACAUGCACGAAUCGCGAUUCGGCGAGGCCCGCGAGAUCCUCGAUGAGCUGUCUGAUGAAAGUCUUGCGGAUUCCACCCGCAGCACCGUCGACGCCCUUGCUCCCUGGAGCAACGAUGUGGAGAGCCACCGAAAGAUGGUCUUUGACCGUCUCCCUCGAUACCAGGCACAUUUGGACGACGUAGCAGAGUACUACGCAACCGGGCAUGACAUGGUACAGCCUCUAUUCGAUGAAGCCUUAUUCAAGUCCUGCUCCCCCAAGGACAAUGUAUCUUUGAUGUUCUGCGGCACCGGCGACGCCCGCAACCUCUUUAUGACACUCCUUGUCGUUUCUGUCUUCGACAUGCAAAGUCCGACAAAACAGGCCUGUAACGACAUCCACAUCACCAUAUUAGAUCUCAAACCGGCAGCAAUAGCCCGGACACUUAUCUUCUUCGACAUGCUGGUCAUUUUCGCCCAUCUCAGAUCUCGCAAAACGCCCGGGAUUGAAGAUGAGCCCGCUAUUAUGGCCUACCUCUUCGCCGCGCAGGUCAUCCCAGCAGCCGUGAACAAAAAGCUCCAAGCCCACAUCAACGGGCUGAUUUCUACUCUUGAGACGGACGAAGAAGUGUUUGAUUGGCUCUUUGUGCCUGAAUCUACCCGGAAACAAGUCGUAUAUGUCCUCAAGCAGUGGCAGAAACCCCUGCAGGCCAACUACUACAGCGCGCCCGUCAUCCGGCGCACAGUCAAGCACAGAUUGACCGCGCAAAGAUUCCAGCGAAUUGCAAUGUACGGCCAAUCUCUUGCCAAGGAUACGCUCCCAGGGUUUGAGAGGGACCGCAAGAUCUUUGACGAGCUGGCAAUCCUGCUUCCAACCGAGGAUUUUGCGCGCCGUCGCGAUCCUCCGCUGGUUGCGCUCAUGGACGAGUACGAUAAGACGGGGUCAAGAGAGGUCAUCAACCAGAUCCGCUCGCACGUCGAUGCAGCUUGGGUGACGAACCUGACGCUCAUUGACUUUGACCAUGUCGAAUCUCUCAUAGCAUACAAGGAGAAUGGGCUCGGCGAGAAAGUAUCCACCGAUGAAGAUAGGGUCCCUACGAUCGAAAGCGAUCCUCUUGAACUUGUGCACAUGCUCCCGAACGAUAGCCAGGACAUGGGAGUACUGGACAUGGUCGGCGGUUUCUUUGCGUCCGUUUCUUAUGGUCUCAUUCAGCUCUCUGGUAGACUAACGAUAGAAGCUUUGGCUGGAGAGAUGACUGACACCAUGGACCGGAUCCGCUGGGGCUGUCUCGAGGCCCGAUCGCGGCCGGCUGGAGGCAUUGAUCCUUCCGAAUUCCCCCGCAAAUAUGACCGCAUCCACAUGAGCAACAUUCCUGACUACGUCGGAGGACUCCUCACGGCAGCCAUGUACGGGCGCCCAUUGCUUCGCGAAGAGAGCACAUCCAAUCUCCGCCUCACCGUCCUCCUCAAUCCGCCCGAGUUCGGGUCUCACGAGCACUUCCAGGCCGAAUAUAUGAUGAUGCACGACAAGAAGCGCAUCGCGGAUCAUUUCUCCAUUGCCCGAAUCGUCAGCCCACAUGCAGAGCAGCCAAGUCCAGAACGGGACGAGGUGCUCAGCUCAAUGAACCUGUCCGACGCGGGGAGGCGGUUCAUGAGCGAAGGCUACAUUGUCUGGGAGAAGUGCCCUGUCAAGAAGCUCUCUCGGGGCAAGGAUAUGCUGCCGCGUCCGGCGCUGGAGAAGUGGCUCCACGCCCUGUUCCUCAAAACCUGCGUCCCGUAUCCCCGCGAGAAGUGGACCGGGAGCCCCGUCUACUCGCCGCUCAACCUGACCGCCUGGAUGCGCCUGGUUGCCCACUUGGCAGACCUCUGCUACCCGGCCCACUGGCUGUCGGGAGUCGUCUCGGCCCUCUGUGGGGACACCAUCACGACUACCGCUAGCUUCCCGCGGAGGCUCGUGACCUCUCCGGCCGACGUCGACGCGACGCUGCCCGCCCACAGCGUUCGGGUUUCUCCGUGGACAGCCGAGUUCACGACGCUCUUGAGCAUCUGGAGCCGUCUGCUGCCAUUCGGGUUCGUCGCUCCCCCGAGGGCCUUGGUGCCUCCGGCCGAGCUUGCCGAGUUCGCCAUCUCCUUUCCAGCAUUUGAGGACCUGCAGCUGCGCGUCCCGCACUUUGUGCUGCUGUUCUGGAAGUCGCCGUCUGAAAAAUACGAGGCUCCCCCAAGCGGCACCGCACUCUGGCAGAUCCUGCGAGAAGACGACGAGGGCAGAGGGUGGGCCGUUCCCUUGACGAAGCGGAACAAGAUCAAGGCCGAGUGCCUGCGCAUCUUCACGGCGGUCACUUACGUCGCGGCCACGCGCACUGCGUCGUUCUGGUGCCGGAAGGAUGUCGUGCAGCUGAUGAGAGACGGCGGGUGGAAGGUCUUUUUCUGGAGGAAGGACACUUGGACGCAAGUCACGAAGGGUGUCGACGUGAAGGACGGGGUGGUCAUGAGGGGGCUUUGGAGCGAGUAGACUUACUUGGGCUGGGUUUAGCGUUAUUGGUGGGAGUUUGUGCAGUAAGUCAAUGGUAACGAGCCGAUUGCGCUGAUGGGGCCGAUUAUUACGGCAAUAAGAGGUCCCGGGUACCGGACUGGUUGUAAGGAAUGCCUAGUGGGACUAAGAAUAUGAUCACCGUAGCUUAGAACGAGUACUCAUAUCGUUAUCAAACCAAGUAAAAU
Lasiosphaeria miniovina is the source of this 3056-nucleotide messenger RNA. RefSeq lists its product as uncharacterized. Gene Ontology annotation, molecular function: protein binding. NCBI's taxonomy places the organism in Eukaryota, Fungi, Ascomycota, Sordariomycetes, Sordariales, Lasiosphaeriaceae. Bases 64 to 2850 code for a protein of 928 amino acids. The transcript has 4 exons. The record is from RefSeq and is a predicted model, not a curated record.